AUGGCUGCUCGAAAUACUCUGCGGCGGUCGCUGCUUUACGUCCCGGGCUCCUCGCAACGUUUUCUCGAUAAAUCUCGGUCUCUGACCGCCGAUUGCGUCGCCUAUGACCUCGAAGACAGUGUCACUCCGCACAUGAAGGCGGAGGCUCGCUCCCUGGUGCGCCGAGCUUUGGAUCAUCCCACACCAGCGGGAAUCCGGGAGCGUGCGGUGCGAAUCAACUCGGUUGACAGUGGAUUGGCAUUGGGUGAUCUCACCGAAGUCCUUCAAUCGCCCAACCUGACAACCGUCGUUAUUCCUAAGGUCAAUUCGGCGUCCGAUCUGACCUUCGUCACCGAUGUCGUCAAUCAUACUUUGGCUCAGCAGCAAUCACCUGAAAACCGCCCGCCAAUCUCGCUCCUGGCACUCGUUGAGUCUGCCAAAUCGCUUACCAACCUUUCCCAAAUCUGUGCUGCCUCUCCCUUGCUCCAGGGCUUGAUCUUCGCGGCCGAGGACUUUGCAUUAGACUUAAGCAUUACCCGCACUCCUUCGUUGACGGAGUUUCUGUUUGCACGGUCGGCCAUUGCGACUGCAGCCCGUGCAGCCAACUUACCGUCCACCAUUGAUUUGGUCUGCACCGCCUAUAAGUCUGAAAAAGCAGAUGGUUCGCCACCAGCAGUUCUGGAAGAGGAAUGCUGGGGCGGCCGACGACUCGGAUUCAACGGGAAACAAUGCAUUCACCCCUCGCAGGUCAAGGUCGCGAAUGAAAUCUUUGGUCCCGACCCUGAAGAGACCCAAUGGGCAAUGCGCGUGGUCAUCGCGGAUGAGAAAGCGGCGGCUGCUGGACGAGGUGCGUGGACGCUGGAUGGUAAGAUGAUUGAUGUGCCAGUGGCCCACAAGGCAAGGGCUAUUGUGAAAAAGGCCGAGGCUUGUGGGAUUGAUAUCAAUUCUCUACGGGAACAAUGGCAGCACCAGGAGCCCGAGUAA
Messenger RNA from Penicillium macrosclerotiorum, 963 nucleotides. Its product is annotated as HpcH/HpaI aldolase/citrate lyase family protein. Gene Ontology annotation, biological process: oxaloacetate metabolic process. The record is from RefSeq and is a predicted model, not a curated record. The coding region runs from base 1 to 963 and encodes 320 amino acids. The transcript has 3 exons. Gene Ontology annotation, molecular function: magnesium ion binding; catalytic activity. Lineage: Eukaryota; Fungi; Ascomycota; Eurotiomycetes; Eurotiales; Aspergillaceae.